Messenger RNA from Zerene cesonia (dogface butterfly), 1839 nucleotides. Its product is annotated as mitochondrial tRNA methylthiotransferase CDK5RAP1. Gene Ontology annotation, molecular function: tRNA-2-methylthio-N(6)-dimethylallyladenosine(37) synthase activity; 4 iron, 4 sulfur cluster binding. Gene Ontology annotation, cellular component: mitochondrion; cytosol. The transcript has 7 exons. Lineage: Eukaryota; Metazoa; Arthropoda; Insecta; Lepidoptera; Pieridae. The record is from RefSeq and is a predicted model, not a curated record. Bases 98 to 1810 code for a protein of 570 amino acids. Gene Ontology annotation, biological process: tRNA modification; negative regulation of cyclin-dependent protein serine/threonine kinase activity.
GACAGCUGAUAUUCUGUGAGGUUAUUUUUAUUUUGGAUGUUAUUAUACAACAAUUUCAUUAUUUCAAAAAAUAGCCCAUAAGCUAUUACCUUAUAAAAUGUUACUAUUGCAUCGUGGAAAGCGGUUAUGCAAAUUGUUAAGCAAUUCAGCUUUACGAUGUCGAUGUAAAUCAGACCAGAUUAGUGCGCCACUUAAAAACAAAAUUAAGGAUGGACCUAGCUUAAAAGACUUUAUAACCGCUUCGGCCGGAGUAACAGAAGUAAUAACACAUCCUCCUCAUAUACCAUAUUUGCCAGAUAGUAUUCAGGAUACGUCCAAACGAAAAGUUUAUUUCGAUGUAUUUGGAUGUCAAAUGAAUUUGAACGACACUGAAAUUGUCUGGUCAAUAUUGAAAAAGGACGGUUUUGUGAGGACAGACAUAGAGGAAGAAGCAGAUAUAUUCCUCGUUAUGACGUGCGCUAUCAGGGAAGGCGCUGAAUCAAAGAUUUGGUACCGUUUAGAUCAUUUGCGUGGUUAUAAGCGCCGAAGAGCUAUUUCUAAGAACAGAAACAGACCAGUCAAGAUUGGUAUUUUAGGUUGUAUGGCUGAACGUUUGAAGGAAAAACUUAUUGAGAAGGAAAAAGCAGUGGAUGUUGUUGCUGGCCCGGAUAGCUACAGAGAUCUACCAAGACUACUUGCUCUGACGGAUAAUGGGCAGACGGCCGUCAAUGUGUUGCUUUCACUGGAUGAAACCUAUGCAGACGUGGUGCCUGUAAGGUUAAACCAGGACAGUGUGUCUGCUUUUAUUUCGAUCAUGCGUGGAUGUGACAACAUGUGCACCUAUUGCAUAGUGCCGUUCACAAGAGGGCGCGAGAGGUCCCGACCAGUUGACUCCAUAGUGGAGGAAGUGAGGCAGCUGUCGGAGCAAGGGGUGAGGGAAGUGACUCUAUUGGGACAGAAUGUGAACAGUUAUAGGGAUGUUACGCAAAGGACAGAGAAAUUUGAAACAAAUUUGGCCCCGGGUUUCAAAACGGUUUACAAAAGCAAAAUGGGUGGGAUGAGAUUUGCCGAUCUUCUAGACAAAGUAUCGUCUAUUGACCCAGAAAUGAGGAUCCGAUUCACAGCCGCUCAUCCUAAGGACUUCCCGGAUGAGGUGUUGCAAGUGAUAAACGAACGUCCGAACAUAUGCAAGUUGUUGCACCUUCCUGCGCAGUCGGGCUCGAGCGAGGUGUUGCUGCGCAUGCGCCGCGGCUACACGCGCGAUGCGUACUUGCGAUUGGUGGAGCGAGUUCGAGGUGUUAUACCUGGCGUGGGUCUAUCUACAGAUAUGAUCUGUGGGUUCUGCGGUGAAACAGAUGAGGAGUUUGAAGAGACCCUUACUUUGAUGGAGGAGGUUAAUUAUAACGUGGCUUUUCUUUUUCCCUACAGCAUGAGGGAGAAAACCGCUGCGUAUCGUCGUUACCAAGACGACGUUCCUGAAGAGGUUAAAAAAGAACGACACAAUCGAAUGAUCGAGUUGUACAGACGGACAUGUCAGCGAUUAAACGAAUUAGAAAUCGGCAAAAUACACCUCGUUUUAGUUGAGGGUGUGGCUCCAAAAUCUGGCAAACUUAUUGGCAGAAACGAAUUCUAUUUAAAAGUUCUUUUUGAUCAAACUUCAUUACCCACAAGUGAUGGAAACAGAGAAGUGAAACCAGGGGAUUAUGUUAGUGUAAAGAUAACUGCGGCUAGAUCGUCUGUGUUAAAUGGAGAAGCCUUGUAUCAUACUAGUAUUAGAGAGUUUUAUAAAGAUUUUGGUUGGGCGGACAGGCAUAAACUUGUAAAUAAUUAGUUUAAGUAACAUAUACAAUAAAAAUAUUA